This is a messenger RNA of Sinocyclocheilus anshuiensis, 501 nucleotides long. Its product is annotated as 39S ribosomal protein L22, mitochondrial-like. Gene Ontology annotation, biological process: translation. The record is from RefSeq and is a predicted model, not a curated record. The transcript has 6 exons. NCBI's taxonomy places the organism in Eukaryota, Metazoa, Chordata, Actinopteri, Cypriniformes, Cyprinidae. The coding region runs from base 86 to 430 and encodes 114 amino acids. Gene Ontology annotation, cellular component: ribosome. Gene Ontology annotation, molecular function: structural constituent of ribosome.
UCACACUCCUUUCCAGUAGGUGGCAGGAAUGCACCUUUUAAGUUGGUUUGCCAACCGCCAUUAAAUCCUAAAAGAAGAAGAUAAUAUGGCGGCCUCCGUGGUGACAUGGGCUGGUUUAGCCGCCAUUGGUCGUGCUUGUGGACAUAUUCACUCUAGGCUGCUUGGCCCUUCAUCUACGUUAUCUCAGAUGUCACGUCUUCACACAAGUACAGAGUUAAACAGCAAACACUGGGAAAGGAAAAAUCUGAUUGUGUAUCCACCACAACAGAAAGAUGAACCAUGCAGACCUGCUGAGAUCUAUCACUGCAGACGUCAGAUUAAAUACAGCAAAGACAAGAUGUGGUACUUUGCUAAACUGGUUCUCUUGGAAGCUCAGGACAUGGGGGUCAGGAAUCACAAUGUUGAAUACAUCAAAUCUAUAUAUUGCUGAAUCAUUCUCUGCCAUGGGAAAAUAUCGAAAGCGUAUUCGUUAUCAUGGACAUGGCAUGUUUGGCAUCAUGG